Messenger RNA from Schistocerca piceifrons (Central American locust), 880 nucleotides. Its product is annotated as beta-1,4-galactosyltransferase 7-like. The record is from RefSeq and is a predicted model, not a curated record. The coding region runs from base 278 to 637 and encodes 119 amino acids. Lineage: Eukaryota; Metazoa; Arthropoda; Insecta; Orthoptera; Acrididae. Gene Ontology annotation, biological process: proteoglycan biosynthetic process; carbohydrate metabolic process. Gene Ontology annotation, molecular function: xylosylprotein 4-beta-galactosyltransferase activity. The transcript is spliced from 4 exons.
UGCCUACAAAACUUCCAUAUCAGCAAAGAUCGACAGUUACCGAUUCAACCGUGCAGCGUUAAUCAACGUUGGAUUCCGAGAAGUGUGCCCGCAGUGUGACUACAUUGCAGUGCAUGAUGUUGAUCUUCUCCCCCUUAAUCCACAACUAUCAUACGGCUAUCCAGAGAAAGGCCCAUUUCAUGUUGCAUUGCCACAGCUGCAUCCUCGCUAUAACUACUCAACAUUUGCUGGAGGAAUACUGCUAAUUAAGAGAGAAGAUUUCCAAAAAGUUAAUGGAAUGAGCAAUAAAUACUGGGGCUGCGGUUUAGAGGAUGAUGAAUUCUAUAUUCGCCUAAAAGAAGCAAAGCUGCAAAUAUCUCGUCCACAAAAUGUAACUACGGGAAAAACCAACACAUUUAGGCACGUGCAUGACAGUGUAAGACGCAAACGUGAUAAGACCAGAUGCUUCAAUCAAAUCAAGUUGACAGAGGAUCGUGAUUUGGAGACCGGUGUGAACACAGUGUCUUAUAAACUUACAAAAAUUAGGCAGAUGAGUAUUGAUGGUGAUCGAGCUACAGUUCUAAACGUGAAGCUUCAUUGUGAUAAGCUACUGAAUCCGUCGUGUGAAUGUAACUCUAGCAAUCAAUCAGCAGACUAAAUCUGCGCAGGUAGCAAGCUGAAAAAAUUUAGACUGUAAGAUAGUAAAGUACCAAUUAUAUUCACAUUAUUUUCAGUAUUUAUAGCAUUUUGUUGGUAUUGAGUGGACACCAGUUAUUUGUGUUACAAUUGGAAACGGCUUAAUGGGAAGGAGUUUUAUAUUUUAUGUUUUGUAGAGUUUAUGGCUUAGAACUUUGCAACUUUAUAUUAUGUACCACAUGUUUACUCACUAUUAAUUUUUCAA